UGUCCUCUAACAUCCAUCCAUCUGAACUCAAUCCUAUUUGAUCAAUCAUCUCCGCAAAUACCCACAAGUAAUCAUCUAUAAUGGCCGACUCCACCACCUCGUUCAACCCCUUCCGCCCCUCCCCACCACCUCCUCAUCCACACCCAACUCCAGUUCCGCCACCCCCCUCCCCGGACUCCCACCCAACAGUAAUAGUGAUCAUCUUCAUCUCAUUCGGCUGUCUCUUCUUACUUGGAGCCCUUCUUUUAUGCAUUUGGUGGUUCAUGAAGAAGAAACGGACGGAGAGGAAGCUUAUUAAUGAAAGGAAAGACAUCAAUGUGGACGAGCAUUUGAAAGUGCAGGAAAUGAUCAUGGCAGGGCGCCAUGGCCCAAAGAAGGUGUUGGUAUCGGUGGAGGACGAUAUACGUGUGCAUGAGGAUGUCCACAGGAGUGAGGUUGAUAUGGUUGGUAAAGGCUUGCAUGGAAAGCACAAUGAGGGUGUUGCUAAAGCACUUGAAAGUAAUGCAGGUGGUAGUAGUGGACAUAGUGGUUCUAGCCAACAGCUAAGCCUUCCUGAACGCCAAGUUUGAUUGCUUUGAUCGGUGUUACUCCGUUAAAAUUAAUUUUUUUUUUUUUUGGGUGUUUUCACCCGGUUCACCCUUUGGGCUACAUCCGGAUCGAGGCCAAGUUCGGGGUGGUUAGGUUCCAUUCCUCUCCCAAGGGUGUUGCGAGGAUUCGAACACGGGUCCGUCCUACCAAAGCCAGUCCCCAUCACCACUGGGCCAACACUUACUUGGUUAAAAUUAAUAAAAUUAAAAGGUUCUACACUAUUUUAUAAUUUUAUCACUACGAUAUAGCUAUAUUUACCAUAUACUUCAUUUUAUCAGUCUUCGACUUCAGGAAGGGUGUAAAUGUGGUACUGAUGUACUGGAUUUUAUUCAUUCCAUGAUGAAUUUACCAACUUUACCAUGUUUUAUUUUUACAAUACCAUCGUUAUUAUU
Messenger RNA from Beta vulgaris subsp. vulgaris (sugar beet), 980 nucleotides. RefSeq lists its product as hypothetical. The coding region runs from base 81 to 569 and encodes 162 amino acids. Gene Ontology annotation, biological process: plant-type secondary cell wall biogenesis. Lineage: Eukaryota; Viridiplantae; Streptophyta; Magnoliopsida; Caryophyllales; Amaranthaceae. The transcript has a single exon. The record is from RefSeq and is a predicted model, not a curated record.